UACAGUAUGAAGGACACCAGCGCCGAUGGGCCCAGCAACAUGUCCUACGUGAAGGAGACUGUGGACAGGCUGCUCCAAGGCUAUGACAUCCGCCUCCGCCCCGACUUCGGAGGUCCGCCCGUGGAUGUGGGCAUGCGGAUAGAGAUCGCCAGCAUCGACGUGGUCUCAGAGGUCAACAUGGACUACACCCUGACCAUGUACUUUCAGCAGUCCUGGAGGGAUAAAAGGCUCUCUUAUUCUGGAAUACCUUUGAACUUAACUCUGGACAACAGAGUGGCUGACCAGCUCUGGGUGCCGGACACGUAUUUCCAAAAUGACAAGAAAUCAUUUGUCCAUGGAGUGACAGUGAAAAACCGAAUGAUUCGGCUCCAUCCAGAUGGGACAGUCCUUUAUGGCCUACGGAUCACAACAACAGCUGCUUGCAUGAUGGAUCUACGCAGAUAUCCUCUGGAUGAGCAAAACUGCACGCUAGAAAUUGAAAGUUAUGGAUACACUACUGAUGAUAUUGAAUUUUACUGGAACGGAGGAGAGUCAGCAGUAACAGGAGUUAAUAACAUCGAGCUCCCACAAUUUUCUAUUGUGGAUUACAAGAUGGUAUCAAAGAGAGUGGAAUUUACAACAGGAGCAUAUCCUCGAUUAUCACUUAGCUUCAGGCUUAAAAGAAAUAUUGGAUACUUUAUUUUGCAAACCUAUAUGCCUUCCACGCUGAUCACAAUUCUGUCAUGGGUGUCGUUUUGGAUCAAUUACGAUGCCUCUGCAGCCAGAGUUGCUCUAGGAAUCACAACUGUACUGACCAUGACCACCAUCAGCACCCACCUCAGGGAAACCUUGCCAAAGAUUCCUUAUGUCAAGGCAAUAGAUAUUUACCUGAUGGGAUGCUUUGUGUUUGUGUUCCUGGCCUUGCUGGAAUAUGCCUUUGUAAACUACAUAUUCUUUGGGAAAGGACCUCAACGUCAAAAAAAGACAGCAGGCAGGGCUGGACAUGCUACAGGCGAGAAAAGCAUACUGGAAACAAAUAGAGUUGAUGAUGACUGUGGAAACAUGAUCCUCAGAGCACUUGAAAUACGAAGUGACAUGUGCAACUCAGACAUGUUCACAAUCCUCCGUGACCCCCAACCCGUGACCACGUACAUGAGCAACAGAGCCAGCCUGGAGUACAGAAGAGCCCCUUCCAGCAGGGACCUCUACAACAGGAGUGCUCUGGACAGGCACAGGCUCCAGAAAAAAGGACACUUACGCAGGAGGGCAUCCCAGAUCAAAGUCAAAAUCCCUGAUUUGACUGAUGUUAACCUGAUAGACAAGUGGUCCAGAAUGGUCUUUCCCAUCAUGUUUAUUCUUUUCAAUGUUGUUUACUGGUUGUAUUAUGUCCACUAA
Sturnus vulgaris (Common starling) is the source of this 1374-nucleotide messenger RNA. Lineage: Eukaryota; Metazoa; Chordata; Aves; Passeriformes; Sturnidae. The record is from RefSeq and is a predicted model, not a curated record.